Seriola aureovittata is the source of this 4851-nucleotide messenger RNA. RefSeq names its product docking protein 2 (gene dok2). The transcript is spliced from 8 exons. Gene Ontology annotation, cellular component: cytoplasm. Lineage: Eukaryota; Metazoa; Chordata; Actinopteri; Carangiformes; Carangidae. Bases 473 to 2551 code for a protein of 692 amino acids. The record is from RefSeq and is a predicted model, not a curated record. Gene Ontology annotation, biological process: positive regulation of MAPK cascade; cell surface receptor protein tyrosine kinase signaling pathway.
AGUCGAGACAAAGGUGAAAAAUAAUAAAAAGAGACGAUGGCGUGAUGAGACGUAAAGAGAGAAGAAGAUGGAUGUAAAUGAAAUUGUGAACGAGGGGGAGGGAACGACUCUGACAGGAGUUUCACACGGCCGGUUACUUCUGCAUUACAUGUUGCAACAGAGUGUGAGGGCAGGAAACAGAUGACACACUCGACGCUCGUCUGCAUCACACUGAUACCACAGACAGACUGAGAGCAGAGGAGAGAGGAGGUGCACCACGGCAGAGGAGAGAGGCUGGAAACCAAGAAAACAGAAGAGAGAAGAAACAAAAGGAGACGAGAGGAGGUGGAGAAGGAUGAAGACGAGAUAAAGGAGAGGCUGAAGUUUGAAGCCCUUUAAAAAAGAAGAGCAACAAAAAGAUUCAAACACAACGCACAAGAAAAAAGGAGGUGAGGAGGAGGAGACUGAAAAGAGAAGAAAGAGAAGAAAGUGGAUGACAAGAAGAGGAGAGCAGAGGAGGAAGCAGAAAGUCAGAGAAGAAAAACAAGGAGGCGAGAGAGGAAACGUCGAGAAUAGUGGAGCAAGAGGGGAGGAGGAGAAAGAAGAGGUGAGGAAAGGAGGAGGAGGAGAAAGAAGAGGUGAGGAAAGGAGGAGGAGGACCUGCACAAGUGUCAUGGAGGAGGACAUCAGGAAACAGGGGAUGCUCUACCUCCAGCAGCAGAGGUUUGGGAAGAAGUGGAAGCGUGUGUGGUGCGUCCUGUACAGAGAAAGCUCCUGUUCGAUCUCAAGGCUGGAGUUCUUUGAGUGUAAAGAUGGAGGGACGGUGGAGAAGAGUGACAAGAGUCUGCGCAAACAGCAGGAACACAAGAAGGUGAUCCGUCUUGCGGACUGUAUCCGGGUGUCGGAGGUGGAGAUGGACGGAUGUCCCAGAGACACAGGACCGUUCCUGGUGGAGACCACGGAGAAGAUCUACGUGUUCGCUGCAGACAGACACCAGGUGGAGGACUGGACUCACAAGCUGUGUGAGAUCGCCUUCCCUAUGAGCUGGACGGAGCACGGGGCGAAGCGAGGCAGCCUGCAGAGAGGAAACCGGGUGGACGAAGAUGAAGGAAUGGAGGACAACUCCCUGUACAGCGGCAGAGAGACAGUGCGUGACUUCAGGGUGUGUGUUCGGAGGACGGAGGCGUCUGAGCGCUGCAGACUGAAAGGAGACGUGUUGCUGCGAGCGGACGUAGACGCUCUUCACCUGCUGGACAAGAGUGGAGACGUCGUGUUCACCUGGCCGUACAGAUACCUGAGGCGCUUCGGACGAGACAAGUCCACCUUCUCCUUCGAGGCGGGGCGGAGGUGUGAGUCUGGCGAGGGGAGUUUUGAGUUCGACACCAAACAGGGGAACUUCCUGUUUCAGGCCGUGGAGGCGGCCAUCAACCUGCAGAGGAUCUCCCUCCCCCACAGGCAGACCUCCGGGGGGGGGCUGGCGAGUCCAGACAUCCCCCAGGCCCUGAACCUGCCCCCGCUGCCUCUCAACACGCCGCUGGCCCACAGCAGGACGCCACCGCCGCCUCAGCCCCGAGGCCAUAUCCCACAACCCCCUGCUGCUCAGGCAGCUGACGGGGUGUACAGCAUGGUGACCGAACAUCACAAAGACAAAGAGAGCUCCACCCCCUCACAACAACAACAACCACAGCGCCCCCCGCUGUCUCGUCUGGAGCCUCCAGUCGACAAAGCUCUGACCGGAGUGAAGAGUCUGACCCUGGACACCCGCGGCGUCCCCGCCCCCCGCAAGAACCAGGUCAAGAUGAUCUCCAGCUGCCCCCUGCCCCACGCCGAACCCGGCCCCAACCCGGCCCCGGGCCCUGGCUCCGCCCCCACCCAAAACUCCCGCCUCAGCCCCAAACUGAGCUCCAACCCGAACCAAAUGUACUCCCAGAUCACGCUGCCGGGCAGCGGCGAGCGAGGCACCCUGAGGGAGAGGAGGGAGAGAGGGAACAGCCUGGCCCCCCCCUGCACCCCUCCUCAGAUCACCCCCCCGGAGCCGGAGUACUCCCUCCCCUUUGAUACCAUCAAUAAGAACAUGAUGGCGGACAUCCUGAGCUCGCAUCCUGCCCGAAGCUGUGAGUCCAGCGGCGACCCGCUCUAUGACAGCAUCGACGAGAUGAAGAUCAGAAACGUCUUCCUGAGCGACGCCGACGCCCUCGAACCAACAUACGGGAAGGUGGAGCACAUCUACGACGAGCCUGAAGGCUGCGCCGCCACCGCCGGCGCCUCUGGAGGGCAGAAGUCCACCGGCCCCCCCUCAGUGUACGACGACCCCGAGGAAAUGAGAGGAGACGCCUGGAGGAUCAUGGGUACGGCCGCUGACCCCAAAGGUCACGAGUACCCAUACAACCCCCGGGUGGACGACUACGCCGUGCCCAAACGACCCCAGAGGGCGAUCCACGUCACCAACGAAGAAGAAGAAGAAGACGACGACGAGCAGCAGCAGGAGCAAGAGGAGGAGGAGGAGGAGGAGGAGGAAGAGGAGGAGCAGAGGGAUUCACCGUACAACAACGUCAUGGUGAAGAUGAUGUAACGACAGCACAUGACUGAUCAAUAUUUAAUCAAUAAUCAAUGAUGGAGGUUCAGACUCUGUCAUGAAGCGUCGGUCGAUUUCAGAGCUGCAAACAUUUAAUCUGCCACUUUCAAAUUUCAUUAUUCAGAACUUUUCUUCUCAUCUUUUUAAAACUGCUCAACUUUGAAAAUGAAGGAAACGAUCGAGACUUCAGAAUAAGAGUCAAAUAUGAACAAGACACAGUCUGCUGGUCCCACUGGGAACACUGGGAACACUGGGACACUGGGAACACUGGGACACUGGAACACUGGGAACACUGGGAACACUAGUCCCACUGGGAACACUGGGAACACUGGGAACACUGGAACACUGGUCCCACUGGGAACACUGGGAAAACUAGAACAGUGGGAACACUGGGAACACUGGUCCCACUGAGAACACUGGGAACACUGGGAACACUGGAACACUGGGAACACUGGGAACACUGGAACACUGGGAACACUGGGAACCCUGGGAACACUGGGAACCCUGGGAACACUGGGAACACUGGGAACACUGGGAACACUGGGAACAUGAAGCUGUGUUUCCAGUAUUGAUGUGUCAGGUCUGGUGUGUGAACAGGUGUGUGAACGGGUGUGUGAACAGGUGUGUACCAGUGUGAACAGGUGUGUGAACAGGUGUGUACCAGGUGUGAACAGGUGUGUGAACAGGUGUGUACCAGUGUGUGAACAGGUGUGUACCAGGUGUGAAUAGGUGUGUGAACGGGUGUGUGAACAGGUGUGUGAACAGGUGUCUACCUGUGUGAACAGGUGUGUGAACAGAAGUGUGAACAGCUGUGUCAACAGGUGUGUACCAGUGUGUGAACAAGUGUGAACAGGUGUGUGAACAGGUGUGUGAACAGGUGUGUACCAGUGUGAACAGGUGUGUGAACAGGUGUGUGAACAGGUGUGUACCAGUGUGUGGACAGGUGUGUACCAGUGUGAACAGGUGUGUGAACAGGAGUGUGAACAGGAGUGUGAACAGGUGUGUGAACAGGAGUGUGAACAGGUGUGUGAACAGGUGUGUACCAGUGUGUGAACAAGUGUGAACAGGUGUGUGAACAGGUGUGUGAACAGGUGUGUACAAGUGUGUGAACAGGUGUGUACCAGUGUGUGAACAAGUGUGUACCAGUGUGAACAGGUGUGUGAACAGGUGUGUGAACAGGUGUGUGAACAGGUGUUUGAACAGGUGUGUGAACAGGAGUGUGAACAGGUGUGUACCAGUGUGUGAACAGGUGUGUACCAGUGUGUGAACAAGUGUGUACCAGUGUGAACAGGUGUGUGAACAGGUGUGUACCAGUGUGUGAACAGGUGUGUACCAGUGUGAACAGGUGUGUGAACAGGUGUGUACCAGUGUGAACAGGAGUGUGAACAGGUGUGUGUACAGGUGUGUACCAGUGUGUGAACAGGUGUGUACCAGUGUGAACAGGUGUGUACCAGUGUGAACAGGUGUGUGAACAGGUGUGUGAACAGGUGUGUACCAGGUGUGAAUUGAACCUGUGUUCGACUUUCCUGUUUCCACCGGUGACGUUCAUUCAGACUCAAACCUGCUCACAGUUUAUCACAGGGAGGUUUGAUUGACUUGAUUUUUGUGAUCAUCAUUGAUCAUCAUUGAUCAUCAUUGAUCAUCUCAUGAUGCAGCAGACAGCUGAGACUCUCCCUGCUGAUGCAUUCAGGGACAAUCCAACAUCUGAGGUUUGAUACAAAACUUUUCACACAGCAGCCAUGUUGGUCGACCUCGACUCAGCACAAAAACAAUAACAGCAAAGACAUAAAAUCACAGUGUCAAUAAAAGGAGAAAAGACAGAAUAAGACAAAUAUAAAGGUCACUUGAUUGUUUUUUUGUCUGAUUUUCUGAGAGUCCCCUGAAGGCUCCAUGACAGCCAAUGUAAAGUUCUCAGAUGUCCGAGUGUCUGUAAAUGCACCACAUGGACAGAGUUGAAACUGCUUUUAUUUUCAUGUCAGAAUGAUGGAGGUCAUUUGAUGGAUGUGACCUCAGAUCCAGCAGGGGGCAGCAGAGCUCACAACAUCUGGUUAUCACUGAUUUUCAUCGACUGUCAACAUCUGUAUCAUCUUCAUCUUCAUCAGCUCAAACUGAACUGUGACUUCAGGCUCAAACAUCAGUGUGAGAUCAAACCUUUAACAUCCUCUGAGUGUGUGUGGUGCAUUCAGGGUGUGUGUUGUUUCCUCUCUGAGUGUUUGUGGUGCGUUCAGGGUGUGUACAGAUGUUUGUGAAGAAGCAGCCUGUCAGUCUGAAUUAAAUCCUCAUUUAUUUUAUUUUUA